UCCCUUGACGGCCUUUCAUCAUGAAAGGCAGAGAGUCAGACAUCUUCUAGCUCCUCUGCAACUCUUCACUUUUUCCGCAUACCCAUGAGUCAGUUGGAGGAGGGUAGUCCUCACCCCGGCCGGUAGUUCCGUGAUCUCGCUCUGUCUACUGGACAAAUUCUGCUGAAAGAUGAAACAUAACUGGCUUCUGACUGGCUUGUUCCUGGCUGCCCUUCUUCCUCAAGUGAAGCCCUUCAAGAUACCUGUGGAUGAAUAUGAGGACAAAGUGUUUGUGAAUUGCAAUACCAGUGUCACAUGGCUAGAUGGAACGGUAGGGACAGAAAGAACAAACAGUCGGGACUUGGGCAAACGCCUCCUGGAUCCACGAGGAUUGUAUAAGUGUCGGGGGACAGAUGACAAUGCCAACAAAGAAUCUACUGUGCAAGUAUAUUAUCGAAUGUGCCAGAACUGUGUAGAACUGGACUCCGCCACCCUUGCUGGCAUCGUUGUCACUGACAUCAUUGCCACCCUGCUCCUUGCUUUGGGAGUCUACUGCUUUGCAGGACACGAGACUGGAAGGCUCUCUGGGGCUGCUGACACUCAAGCUCUAUUGAAGAAUGAUGAGCUUUAUCAGCCCCUCCGAGAUCAUGAGGAUGCUCAGUACAGCCGCCUUGGAGAAAAGUGGCAUCGGAGCAAAUGACCCCAAGGCUGGUGGCUUCUAGAAGCACAUCCUGAACUGUGCCAACCCUCCUUGCUUGACCAAUAAAGAUGAUCUCUUCCAUUCA
Chinchilla lanigera (long-tailed chinchilla) is the source of this 764-nucleotide messenger RNA. RefSeq names its product CD3d molecule, delta (CD3-TCR complex) (gene Cd3d). Lineage: Eukaryota; Metazoa; Chordata; Mammalia; Rodentia; Chinchillidae. The record is from RefSeq and is a predicted model, not a curated record. The transcript has 5 exons. The coding region runs from base 170 to 679 and encodes 169 amino acids. Gene Ontology annotation, biological process: positive thymic T cell selection; cell surface receptor signaling pathway. Gene Ontology annotation, molecular function: transmembrane signaling receptor activity. Gene Ontology annotation, cellular component: alpha-beta T cell receptor complex; membrane; external side of plasma membrane.